ACCUCUAAAUCACUUGAUGGCUUCGUUUGCAGAAACGUCCAAAACAAUCGUUUGGGAUGGUUGAAAAAAGUUGCCUUGGAAGACCUCAGCAGUCUGCAAUAUCUAUAUAUGCAGAACAAUGACAUUGGUCAUUUGGAAGAAGGAACAAUUGAUCAGCUUACAUCACACAUAAAAGGAAUAUACUUCAACGGGAAUGAUCUGACUGAACUUCAUCCUGGAGGGGAGUUUCACAACAUUACCGCAAAUGGACAAAUAAACUUUUAUGGCAACCGCAUAUCGUCUCUGCGAAGUGGUACAUUCAAGCAGAUUAGUGGUGUCACCGACUUGGAUCUUCGUAACAACGACAUAGCUAUCAUCGAGACCAAUUCAUUUCAUGAUAUCUCUGCGGGAUACUUACGCCUGGACGGCAAUCCGACGAAACACUUGCGUCCAUUUGCAUUCAACGAUGUGAGGCUGACGUAUGACUUGUCCUUGACAAGUGCGGAUUUUGUCACUAUUCCUCCAUUCACGUUCAACCAAGUCUCUGGGCGUCAUAUGUACCUAAAUGGAGGGUCAGUGGCGGUCAUCGAGUCUAAUGCAUUCUACACCAAUCGUUUGUCCGGAGAUAUGAACCUUCAAAGUAAUAACAUAUCAGUCAUCAAGGAAAAUGGAUUCUACGGGGCCUCUUGUCGAUACCUGUAUCUACACAACAACCCUGUGACAAAGUUGGAGCCUUUCGCCUUUAAUGACGUCGCAGUCUCCUAUAACUUUGUAAUGUACAGCACCCAGCUGAGGGACAUCCCUUCGUCAGCAUUCAAUGGGGUCACUGCAAGAAACUUAUACUUAUACAACAACCCUGUGACAUCCUUGGCAUCUUACUCCUUCAACAAUACCAGGGUCACCAACGCAUUCUCUAUAUACAAUUGUCAAAUUGAGACAAUCAUGUCCCGAGCCUUUAACGAUCUGACUGCAGAGACCCUGUCCCUGUACAACAAUCCAGUAACCACUAGAUUGGAAUCUUUCGCCUUCAACAACGUCAGGGUCACAGAUUUCUUAAUGUACAGCUGCGCAUUUGCGACGAUUGCUUCUCGGACGUUCAAUGACGUCUCUGCACGGAACCUGUUUCUGUACGGUAACUCUAACCUAACAGCAAUUGCAGAGGAAGCGUUUUCGUCUGUGAAUGUAUGGAGUAGUCUGGAUGGUCAUGGGAGACUUGACUUAUCCAAUUGCGCCAUCAGAGUCAUAGUAGGCAAGAUGUUUACACCUGGCUCCAGAGUCAAAGAACUGAUCCUUCGGAACAACCAACUUCGCUACAUCGGUGCAAGGGCGUUCGAGGAGAUAGAACUAAGAGUCAUUGACAUCAGAAACAACCUACUGGUCAGCAUUCCUGAGACAUGUUUCCAUCUACAGUCCACUGUGCAAAAGCUUGACCUGACAAACAACACGAUUUCUUCCAUUGGCGAUGGUGCUUUUGAUAACUUGCUGUCCCUCGAGCAACUUUUGCUUGGCGACAAUAAUCUACAAGUGUUCUACAAGCUACCAGAUUUACCUAAUCUUGUGACAGUUGACAUUUCCAAAAACGAAAUUGAGUUUGUGGAGGAGAAUGCCUUCAGCAUACUUGCUACGAAUGAGACAUUCCUGUACUUGACCGGUAACCCGCUGGCCUGCAGCUGCUCAUUCUAUAAAACCAUGAGGAAUCUGAGCACAACGAUAUUUGGAGGAAGCUGCUCAACACCUGAACAACUGAUCAACAUAACGUUUGACAGCUCCGGCGACUCCAGCAACUACUUUGCGAACUUUGAUUCCUCAGACUUUCUUUGUGCUCCAACGAAUGUACACGCGGUCGCAGAAAGCAAUAGAGAAAUCAGUGUGUCAUGGGACCACGUACCAGAUUUAGAUGACAUUCAAAGUGUUAACCUCACCAAUGCGACAAUGGGAGUCAUCAAUGGAACGGAAACCAACACAACAAAUUCCAACCAGACAAUGCUCAAUGAGACAGUCAGCAACACAACGGAUUUCAACCAAACAGCAAACAAUACAACAAGUUUCAACGUAACAGCAAACAAUACAACAAGUUUCAACGUAACAGCAAACAAUACAACAAGUUUCAACGAAACAGCAAACAAUACAACAAGUUUCAACGAAACAGUAAACAAUACAACAAAAAGUUUCAACGAAACAGUGAACAACACAACAACGUUAAACCAAACAGAAACCAACUCGACCAAUGUCAGCAUUUGUAACAUAACCAACUUCAACCAGUCAGAAACGAACAUGACAAGCACCAAUAACACCAAUAACAACUGCUUCAAUCAGACUCAAGCAAAUGACACAGACAUCAAUGAUGAACAACUAGAUCAAGUCAGCUAUCCAUACUAUCUAGUCACCUGCACAAGUGAAACAGCGCCAACGAUCAGCAGAGGCCUUAUUGUUACCAACUUCACCAUGUUCAACGCAUCUGACGGAGUCCAGGCAGGAACUACUUACACAUGCGCAGUGCUGUACAACCAGCUGGGUGACUUCAGCGCAUCCAGCUGGCCAGUUACGGUCACUACAUUGCAGGAAACAGAGGACAUUGACGAGAACAGCAUGCAGGUUCCGAUCAGUUACUAUGAUUUCAGCAUCACCCAUCCGGACUUCGACGGUCGACGGCAAGGAGAGUUGUUAGAUCCAACUUACAUGGUCAACCCAUUUGGGGGAUAUCUGUCUACAUCAGAUGACCCAACGCUGGAUCCUAUCGCGCGAUGGUUUGUGUCUGUUCCCGGUGACAACUUUGCUCGAGAGGAGACGCUGGUUCUGACGCAACAAAAUGGCACCGACGUAUACAGAUUCUACGAUAAAGAUUUCUUCCCCGUGGAUGGAUUUGGUUAUGGCUUUGAGGGACAGCGCGAUUGCAAUAACACUCUGCACAAUUUCGGUUUCACGGCAGCUGUUAGAGCAGCACUAACCUACACUGGGAACGAGAUCAUCACCGUGGGUGGUGGGGACGAGCUCUGGCUCUUCGUUGACAGAAAGAGAGUGAUCGACCUGCGCAGAGAAAAGGGAGACAAAUCAGAAAUAACUUCGUGCAGAAGGCUAACUUUACAGGGUUCUCGAAGCGAAGGGGGAACCGUCAUUGAUGGGGAAUGCGUGAUUCACGGAAACGCAACCGACGACACCGUGGAACUGGAACUAACGGUUGGAAACACCUACCACCUUGACGUAUUUGUGGCGGAACGAGAACCGUGUGCAUCUUCACUUUUUCUUGAAGUCGAGGAUGUGGUUCUCUCCUUCCCAGUGGUCGACAUUUCGGCAGACAAUGUCAGCAGUUUCGCCACAGGGGCACCAAAUAUUUUCAACAGUACCAAUGAUUCCCUAGCAGCAACGACUGAAGAACUGAGCAACACAACCACGUUGCCGACAUUGACACCAGAGACAGCCACAUCGACAGAACCACCAUACAGCACAGUGAACCACACAGAGGCGGCGAACAACAUAGGAAAUCACACAGAGGCAAUGAACACUACGACCAACUACACAGAAACAACAGAGCCGCCUGUAACCAGUAACCGUACAGCACAACAGAAUAUAAGUACUACCAUGUCCAGCGCUGAACCAAUGGACCGCCCUGCCGGGUUUCCCGUCGACUAUGAGCCAAGAAUUCAGGAGGAUCUUCACCAAAACGGAAUAGUACAGAUCGUCUCCCUCGCUAGCGUGGCGUCAACUGACAGUUUAUUCACCAUUACCAUCUUAGAAGGCAGCGACGGUGGCCACUUCACAAUUAAGAAUGACACUGACGAAAACCGAGCAGAUGCAGAAGACAUACCGACACAGAAUGUUACCUGGGUAACUGUAGAUGGGACCUCGUUCGUCGUUUGUAACCAGACAGUUUUGGAAACAACAUCAGAAGCAGUGGGGAUGGACGUGCAGACGUUUGUGAUCACCACACGGUCGGCCCUCAUCACCCUUGCAGCUGAUGUAGACUAUGAGGACGUUCAGCAGUAUGAACUGGUGCUCGUAGUGGAGGACAACAGCGCGGCUCCCGCGCGGACAGGGACGUUGGCCAUAGAGAUAUUUGUGGAAGACGUGAACGACAACUGUCCAAGUUUCACCACUAAGGAGUUCGACGUUGAGCCCAAACCAGUGUUGAGUCCAGGCCCAGUCUUCACCCUUCAGUGGGUGGACAGGGACAGCAGACCAAACGCCAUCGUCUCGAUCUACAGAACUCAGGAGGUUCAACAGACGUACCUCCACCAGCUGCAGUUUUCUGUAAUUGCCGUUGACUCGGGCACACCACCACGUGGGGACAUAGCAACCGUUUCCAUGACAAUCAGUGACACAUGCCUGUACGACAGCUUGAACAAGUCCAUUGAAUAUGACGUCAGCGUCGAGAACCAUACCGGGAACGUUUACAUCCGGGUUCCAAAGUACUACGUCAAGACGUUUGUAUGCUUUGAGCCACUUGGUAUGGAAAGCGGAUGGAUACAUAUAAGUCAGAUCUCUGCGUCGUCCGCGGAUGAAUUUUAUGGACCUGAUCGCUCCCGUCUCAACAACAAUGCAUCUAUAGCCAGUGACGGCGGGACGCAUGCCGCAAGGGGGAACUGGAGGGCGGCAGUAACCGACGCCGAGCAAUGGCUACAGGUAUCAUUCCUCGAAGAGGUCGUCAUUAAGGCAGUGGUGGUGCAGGGAAGUUUCGAUGCCCAGGAGUGGGUGCAGACAUACAUUCUUCUCUACAGCAACGACAGCAUCAACUGGCAAACCUACAAGGAAAAUGGAACUGUAAAGCUUUUCAACGGAAGCUCUGAUGCCUCCACUCCACAACAAGAAGUCCUGCUUGACCCAAUCACCACAUCUCAUAUCCGUAUCAAUCCGCAAUCAUGGCGUAACCGCAUCAGCAUGAGGAUCGAACUGAUUGGCUGUACCGUGAGAAUGCAACACAUUCGUGAGACAGCCUGCGCGCGCUGUCCAACAGCGUACUACUGCACGGGGGAUGGAGUGGCCAGGCCUUGCGGGCGGUGCGACCCACCCUCGGCGGCCUGUGAGCGCUCACCCACCGAGCAUUCGUUUGGAGGAGCGUCGGAGUGUAGCCCUUGCCCAAUUGGUCGGAUCUGUAAAGAUGGCUACGGACAUGUUUGCCGCAGGUACCAUUAUGCCGAGCCUUGCAACGAAACGCAUUGUCCAGACAGUUGCACGCCUUGUGAACCCGGUUAUGCCUGCUUCUUUGGCCGGAGGUACCAGUGUAGACCAGGUUUCUACGGUACUGGCCGUAUGGACUACUGCGUCCCCUGUCCGGCGGGUUCCUACAACAACCAGAGCGGGGCCACAGGCUGUUUCUGCUGCCCGCCUGGGUUCUACAGCACGGUGGGGAAGACGGAGUGCGAACCCUGUCAUCCCAGGACAUGGUCACGUGGCGACUGCACGAUAUGUCGUGACUGUCGGGACAUCAGCGAGUGUCCAUGUCUUUCAAGCCCAUGUUUUGGUGACGUCACUUGUCAGAAUAUUAACUCCUCCUACUACGUGUGCAGCGCAUGCCCACCAGGGUACAGCGGGGACGGGGUCACGUGCGUGGACGUCGACGAGUGCAACAUCACCUCCGCUUGCCAUGACUACUGCGAGAACACUAACCCAGGCUACGUGUGUGGCGCAUGCCCAAAAGGAUAUAGCGGGGACACGGCUGUCGCAUACGGACUGGAUCAUGCACUCCAACACCCACAGGUUUGUGAAGACGUGGAUGAGUGUGCCGUAGAUAAUGGAGGCUGUCAUCAAUAUGCAGAGUGUGUUAACACCCUGGGAAGCUACCGAUGUGGCAACUGUGUUGAAGGUUACAUCAGCGACAUCUACCUGGGCUGCAUCCCGGAAGACUUGUGUCAACUCGGCAGGCACAACUGUAGCAGCAACGCCACCUGUCUGUCUCUGGGGAACGGCAAGUUCAGAUGCAAAUGUAACCCGGGGUACGGUGGAGAUGGGUACCGGUGCGGACCUGACACGGACCAGGACGGCUGGCCUGACGAACCCGUCUCGUGUCUGACACGAUGGUGCAAGCAGGACAAUUGCCCACUAGAGCCUAACAGCGGACAGGAAGAUAACGAUGGCGAUAACAAGGGGGACGUUUGUGACCAAGAUGACGACAACGAUGGACGCCUUAAUUCUGUUGACAAUUGCAUAUUUGUCUCGAACUGGGAUCAAAAGGACACGGAUCGCGACGGUUACGGUGACGUAUGUGACACGUGCCCACUAUUAGCCAAUCAGGACCAGACCGACACGGAUGGAGAUGGCACUGGGAACGAGUGUGAUGAUGAUGACGAUGGUGACGGUUUACUAGACGCGUCAGACCCCUGUCCGCUUCUGAACGACACGCAGUCCGACACAGACAGCGACUGUGUUGAAGACGCCUCCGACAACUGUCCUAACGUCAGUAAUGCUAACCAACAGGACUCAGACAUGGACGGAUACGGGGACGCCUGUGAUGGAAAUGACAAGGAUGGUGACACGGUCAUCGACACAGUGGACAACUGCGUGGACAUUCCAAAUUCGGAGCAGACGGACACUGACAGUGACGGCAUCGGUGACGCAUGUGAUGACGACAUUGAUAAUGACGCCAUGCCAAACGACCGAGACAACUGUCCCUACAUCCCCAACCCUGGCUGGGUCGAUACUAACGGCAACCACGUGGGAGAUGCGUGUGAGUACGAUUACGACGGCGACGGUGUCCCGGAUGUUGAUGACGUAUGUCCCAAGCACUCCAACUAUCACGUGACGAGCUUUGCAGGUCACGUGUCAGUAAACCUUGCUGGGGGAGCUGCUCCAACUUGGGCUGUUACUGAUGACGGGCGGGAGAUUCGACUCACAACCCACACAGACGACCCAGUUGUACUGAUAGGGAAUGACCGUUUCGGACCUGUAAACUUAACGGGCACCAUCUUCGUCACUGAGGACUCUGGGAACGACUACAUCGGCUUCGUGUUCGGUUACCAGAGUAACCGGAAGUUCUAUGUCGUCAUCUGGAAACAUGAGAACGAGAAUGCCGAAAGCAGCGCCACCUAUGGCGGCAUAAAAGGACUGCAGAUUAAGGUAGUAGAUUCCAGCACAGGCCCCAGCUCUACACUUGCUGACGCUUUGUGGCACACCCAUGACACGGCUAAUCACGUGACCAUGUUGUGGCACGACCCGGACAUGCGCGGAUGGAUACACCGCACUCCGUACACCUUCCAGCUGAUGCACAGACCAUCUGUUGGUUUGAUACGGGUUACUGUAUCAAGUAAUCGCCGCCUUCUGACGGACUCCGGAAACGUGUACGACACCACCAUCCUGGGGGGUCGGCUGGGCGUGUUCCAGUACAACCAGUCAGGAGUCAUCUGGUCCAACCUGCAAAUUGCAUGCGGAGAGAAAGUAAACCAGGCUAUUCACUUCGAUGGGAAGGACGACUAUGUUGAGCUCGCGUCCGUUAUCGCUCUAGAGUUAUACGACAGUUUCACAAUAGAGUCAUGGAUCCGUCUGACCGGAGAGGCGGCCGACUCCAAGAUGCCUGUGAUCUGUACUCUGAACAACAGACUCUGCAUGUUCGUAGAGAACGGUUUCCUAUACGGAAGGCUUGGGACCAGCGUUGUGCAAUCGUAUACCGACAUCCCAGCAGAAUGUUGGUGUCAUAUUACCCUUCUGUAUGACGCACAAGAAUGGCAGCUGUCUCUCUACAUAAAUGGUUCUUUGGAGACAAGUACGUCGGCAGUCACUCCUUUAGCCUGGACCGGAAACGACACAAAUGUGUACAUCGGAAGAGACGAAAACGACUUCUUUAACGGAACGAUGGACGACAUUCGGUUGUACGGCAUCAAGCUUCAGGAGACGGAGAUUGCCGAAGACGCCCGAACGUCUGACCGUCUGCGGCAGUUUCACAGAGGCUUCCUGAACGCACAGUUUACCGUGGACAACGAGAAGAUGGAUGCAACGAUGCUGCUUGAUGUCGGUAUCCAUGGACACCAUGGGAAGAUCGUUGGCAGUCCUGUUCUCGUUCCCAGUGCAGUAGACCAGGCGAGACACCAACUCCCGAGUGCGAAGAAAAGACGACGGAGAUCGGCGGUGGAGGACGCGCACGAGGAAUUGUGAAUUGCUGUAGAUAUUAGUGGUGUAUUUCAUUUUGUAUAUUUUGUCACAUUUUAUACGUAAAAUGUAUAUAUAGAUAUAUAAAUAUCAUGUGUUUUUGUACCUUCUCUUGUUUGGUAACAAAGGAUCAGUGGUCUGUUUAUCAUUUUAUUCGCAAAAUCACAAAUAAACAGUUUAUGUUUUUAUA
Branchiostoma floridae (Florida lancelet) is the source of this 8245-nucleotide messenger RNA. RefSeq lists its product as uncharacterized. Gene Ontology annotation, molecular function: calcium ion binding; protein binding. The record is from RefSeq and is a predicted model, not a curated record. The transcript is spliced from 66 exons. Gene Ontology annotation, biological process: homophilic cell-cell adhesion. Gene Ontology annotation, cellular component: plasma membrane; extracellular region. Lineage: Eukaryota; Metazoa; Chordata; Leptocardii; Amphioxiformes; Branchiostomatidae. Bases 109 to 8061 code for a protein of 2650 amino acids.